Molecule: messenger RNA, 2456 nt
Organism: Microcebus murinus (gray mouse lemur)
Lineage: Eukaryota; Metazoa; Chordata; Mammalia; Primates; Cheirogaleidae
Source: RefSeq, a predicted model, not a curated record
UGAGCAAGCUCGUCGCUCGCCCGCGGUUCCAGCCCACUGUGCCGCCGCCCUCGCGCGGGCGCACACGGCGCGGGCGGGCGCUGAGAGGAGUCUGCGGCUGUGCAGUGGAAUUGAAGAGAGAGGAGGUGGGCCGCGGGCCGGGACCCCGGCACGAUGGCCGGCUGCCGCCACCACUCGGGUUACUUGGCCGACGACGAGGCCGGCCACUCCACGUAUGUGGCACGGGUGCAGCCACCCAAGAAGCCACUGUUCCCGGAAAUGGGGCCAAGCGCCAAGCUGGGCCGUGAGCCACACCCACCAUCCAUGUAUGGCAGGUCAGUGCUCCGGUGCCACCGCCAAAGCAGAAGAGGCCCUCAGCCCUUUGGCAGCUUCCUGGAUUUCCUGACCGAGGGCCAGGUGCUGGAAAGCCUGCAGACGGUGGUGGAGGAGGCGACUGAGCGUAUGACUGCUGUGAAGACAGAGGCUGGGGUGCCGCUGGUGGAGGUACAGGACCCAGUGGAGAUGCCAAGUGACAGGCGGCGGGCACGUGCCCGGCCCAGCCUCAGAACUGUGCACCGGCACCGUGCUCAGCCCAGCCUGUGCGUGGGACGCCCCAACAACUACCCAUCCUGCUCGAGUUCCAUGUCCGACUCCCAUAGCAGCCGCACAGCUGGCCGGCUGGGCUCCCACAGCUGGCACAGUGGCCUGGGAGCUCGCGGCUUAGGUUCACUGCCACCUGUGAGCGAGGAGCUCCUGCUAGAGAAGAACCUCAAGCGGCUGCUGCGGCUGGAGAACAAAGGGAAAGGCCUGAGUCAGUCCUGCUCCCAGAAGGACUCCCUGCUGUGGGACUCACUGGGCAGCCAGACCAGCAGCCAGUGGACCCAGGAGCAGCCCCUGUCCUGGUUCUCAGGGCUGCUGGACCCAAGUUCAGGCACACCAGAAGCGGCAGAGCUGGGGCCUGGGGAGCUGUUCCUCAAGCAGGACUUCAACAAGGAGAUGCAGUCGCUGCUGAGCCAGCCGGCACCCUUCAACCUGCCUGGCUACUGUUCACUCCGUGAGCCCCAUCGCACCCUGGACUUCCUGGCCGAGCACCACCUCUUCCCUGCCCUGCAGGGCGUGGUCAGCCAGGCUGUGGACAAGCUCAGUGGCGCCUGCCGCCGUGACGGCUGCCCUCUCUUCCCUGCCAACUUGGAGUCCACUUCAGGGCUGCCGGUUAACUUCGACCUGCUGUUGCCAGGCUCCAAGUUCACCGCACCCGACAGGGAGGAGCCCUGUGACUCCCUCCCCACGACAGACUCCAGCUCCGGGAUGUUUUGCAGAAAAAUCGACAGCAGACAGGGCUCCCCCUCCACGCCUAUUGCCCAGAUGGCCACCAAAUUAAGGCUCCAGGCUGUCACACAGAACCCCGGCAGCAAGUUCUUGAAGAAGGAGCCUCUGCCCUCCAUCCCGUCCAAGUCCAACGUGUCUCACUUCAGCAACCCCUGGUACGAGGAACUGGUCAACUUCCUGACCCAGCAGGCAGUCUCCCUGCUCAUCUGCAAGUACAAGUUCGAGAACAACCUUAAUAAGCAGCUGGGUUUCAUCUCCUUCCCCAUCACUGAGAUGCUCAUGGACCUUCUCCUGGGCUUCAAGAAGGUGAAGGGCUCUCACAUCCACCUGUCCUCAAAGAUCGACUGGGCCUGCCUGCGGCACAAGCUGGAGAAAGCUGAGAGGGCCUGGCAGGCCUCCCGGCGCAGCCCCGAGCCCCCUUCCACGCGGCCCCCGUCCACGCAGCCCCCCUCCGCGAAGCUCCUCUCCACUCGGCCCCCGUCCAUGCAGCCCCUCUCCGCGAAGCUCCUCUCCAUGCAGCCCCCCUCCACGUGGCCCUCCUCCACGCGGCCCCCCUCCACGCAGCCCCCCUCCACACAGCCCCCCUCCACGCAGCCCCCCGACACCGACCAGGACCAGCUCCAGGCCACGGAGUCCUGCCACAUGCUCUAUGCUGACUUGCCAGCCAGCCAGCUGCUCAGCUCUCAGAAGCCAGUGGCAGCCGCAGACCCGACACUCAGGAGCCUGUUGGAGCCCAAGCUCUCAGUGUCCUCUGGCACUGGUGUGGGCUCUAGUCCCCCCAAGUCCAAGGAAACACCGACCGCCGAAGACAGCGAGUGCAGUGACGGGGUUGAGGUCGAGGAGGAGCUGUCAGCCUCCAAGGCUGAAAGUGGGUCCCAGAGCCUCCCUCAGCCUAGUGCGGAGGCCUUGGUCAGCCACUCUGUGGAUGUGGGCCACAGUGACCCCCCGUGAGGUCCCUGCAAGCCACACUGAGCACUUGAUCCCCUACUCCUCCUCCUGCUCCAUCACAGAGUUACUGCCCACUCGGCAGCCCUGCCCUGAGCAGAGCUUGGGAGUGAACACCCACAGCCAGCUUUGCUGAGACCCUCAGGGAAGCCAAUGUAUGAAAUAGAAAUAAAGCCUGUGUUGACAGAGCGCGGUUUUCAUGG